AUGAAUCUGAACCAUAUCAAAGAGACGAAUGCCAAGAGAUCCAAUUCCUCUCGGGGUGGCUAUCGUUUGGGACUCAACAAGUUUGUUGAUAUGAGUCCUAAGGAGUUCAAGAGAGUGUACCUCCGCCAACUACCUGCGCCAACCACCAGCAACCCGGCCACCACUGCCUCGAGGUCCGGCUACGUGAAACAGGACUCCUGCACACCACCUGCUUCUGUGGAUUGGAGACAGAAAGGAGCUGUGACUCCAGUUAAAGACCAGCAAAGUUGUGGAAGUUGCUGGGCAUUUGGAAGCAUUGGAGCCAUUGAAGCAAUACACGCAAUAAAGACAGGGGAACUUAUUUCCCUUUCAGAACAAGAACUUGUAGAUUGUUACUCCGUAAGCCGUGGUUGUUCAGGUGGGUUCCCCAAGAGUGCUUUCGAGUGGGUUAUCAGAAAUGGUGGCAUUAGUAAAGAAGAAGAGUACCCUUAUCAAAAUGGAGAUAGUGGCGUGAAAAUUACUAAUUAUGCACAAGUAGAUCAAUCGGAAGACGCCCUCUUGUGUGCUGCGGCUCAGCAGCCUAUUACAGUAUCUUUGGAUGCAUCAAAUCUUCAAUUCUAUGACAACGGGAUUUAUGAUGCCCAGUAUUGCUCAAGGGAUUCAAACAAUGUGAAUCAUGCUGUUUUAAUUUUGGGAUAUGGUUCAAAAGGUGGAGAUGACUAUUGGACUGUGAAGAACUCAUGGGGAGAAAAUUGA
This is a messenger RNA of Neltuma alba, 735 nucleotides long. RefSeq names its product P34 probable thiol protease-like. Gene Ontology annotation, biological process: proteolysis. The record is from RefSeq and is a predicted model, not a curated record. Gene Ontology annotation, molecular function: cysteine-type peptidase activity. The coding region runs from base 1 to 735 and encodes 244 amino acids. The transcript has 4 exons. Lineage: Eukaryota; Viridiplantae; Streptophyta; Magnoliopsida; Fabales; Fabaceae.